This is a messenger RNA of Schistosoma turkestanicum, 819 nucleotides long. Lineage: Eukaryota; Metazoa; Platyhelminthes; Trematoda; Strigeidida; Schistosomatidae. The record is from the annotation of a GenBank genome assembly.
AUGAAAAAUAAACGGGAUUUGAAGCUCUUACUUCAUCCAUACUUUAUCGUCAAUAUGCUACUCAGCGUUCUGUUUUUUGUAUCUAAAACUGUUCCAGUAUUUUGUACAUGGAUGUAUGAAGAUUGCUAUAUUAAUCUACAAGAAUAUGAAAUGUUAAUAUUCUUAGGAAGCUUUGUCGCAUUGCGUAACAAACGUCAGUUCUCUAUUCCUGAUUACCUUGCUCAUUUUUACAUGUUUGCUAAACUUGUUAGUCUACUUAUGUUCUGGAAACAAAAUGUUGUAUAUGCCAUUCUGUAUGGUGUUUUAUGGUUAGUUCAAGCCUGUUUUUUACAACAACCUGUUUAUAAUGGACCCGAUAAAGUUUUAUAUUUGCGAGAUACAACCUUUGAACAAGAAGUUAUUCGUGGUAACCCGAAAGUGACAUGGCUUGUUGCUUUUUAUACUGUGUGGUCACCUGCAUGUACUAAACUACAACCUAUUUUUGCAGAAUUGUCGGAAGAAUUUGGAACGGAUCUCAUGAAGUUUGGCAAAAUCGAUGUAAUAAGAUAUCCAGAUAUCAGCGUCAAAUAUAAUAUUGACACAUCCUCCUGGUCUAAACAGCUUCCUACUCUUAUUUUAUUUCGUCAAGGUCGUGAACUGACACGGAGACCAGCUAUAAUUAAUGCCCCUAAGAAAACCAUACAGAAAUUCACAUUCACUUGGGACAAUAUGAUUAAUGCAUUUUCAUUGAAUGAAAUAUACACUAACCAGAGACAAGCUACUGGUACUGUAAAUCAGUGUGGUCUAACUAGUUCAACGGAUAAAGAUAAAAACCUAUGA